Molecule: messenger RNA, 1890 nt
Organism: Trichomonas vaginalis G3
Lineage: Eukaryota; Parabasalia; Trichomonadida; Trichomonadidae
Product: decanoate-CoA ligase protein
Exons: 1
Coding region: 1-1890 (629 amino acids)
Cellular component (GO): membrane; endoplasmic reticulum
Molecular function (GO): long-chain fatty acid-CoA ligase activity
Source: RefSeq, a predicted model, not a curated record
AUGGAUUCCAAUUAUCAGGGAUCCCUCUGUCAUCCUAUUAUUGAUGAAGAUGAUCCCGAUGGAUCCCCUAUAUACAUCAAUUCCAGCGUUCUUACAAACGACGUUAUUCUCGGACGUUAUCAUGGUUUUCCUGAGGCAAAAACAGUUUCAGAACUAUUUCUUUCAUUCACUUCUAAGUACUCCGAGUUCAAGUGUAUGGGAGAAAGGAAAAUUAACCCAAAUGGAUCAUCAGGAAACUACAUUUGGUAUAAUUAUUCACAAAUUAAAGAUAUGGCUAUCAAUUUCGCCUCAGCAAUGCAAUACAAAGGUAUAAAGAAAGGAGAUCACGUUGGAAUAUUUUCUCAAAAUUGUUUAUUUUGGCAUAUUUCAGAGUUUGCAACACAUCUAUGUGGCGCAACUGUAGUUCCGAUCUCAGAUCGCCUGGGAGCAGACACAUACAAGACAAUUAUCAACGAUUCUGAUAUAAAAGCUAUAAUUGUUCAUGCAUCUGAAGUGAAAAAACUCGAAUCUCUGAAUCUCAAUUUACUUUUCACUGUUAUCAUCUGUAUCGAUCUAGUUAACCUUCCCGAUAACGUUUUUACUAAUACGGAGUUCGUAAACCUCGGAAAAGAACAUAUCUCUGAAUUUUCCCAAAACGAAGUCGACGAAAGCGACGAUGCAUACAUAGUUUAUACAUUUUCCGAUCAAGGUCCUAAAGGCUGCAUUUUGACUCAUAAAAACAUAUUAACAAGUGUAAAUUCGAUGUCUCAUAUUGGAGCAUCGAUAACUACGGAAGAUACAUUCUUAUCAUACAUACCACUCGCACAUAUAUACGAUAUCACCGUAGAAUUACUACAUCUCGCUCAAGGAGCUUCAAUCGGCUUUUAUUCAGGUAAUACAAGGAUACUAAGCGAAGAUAUAAAAUGUUUACGACCAACUAUAUUAUGUGGAGUACCAAGAAUCUUCAACAGAAUGUUAGAUGACUUUAAUGAAUUUUAUUCCAAAUUAAAUGCGCUUAAAAAGUUCAUUAUCAGCCUCGCAUUGCAUUAUACCGACGAUUUACUGAAUAUUAAGAAGUCUUCCUUCAUUAUCGAUCGACUUUUACUCAAUGAUUUCAGAGAAUCAGUCGGAGGAAGAGUUCGUUUGAUCGUAAGUGCAGGAGCGCCGAUAAGAAGUGAUGUUUACAACUUUUUGAAGCGAAUGAUUACUCCUAACAUCGUAAUUGGAUACGGAUUAACGCAAACUUCAGGUGCAGGAGCAAUACAAGAGGCCAAUACCGGUAAUGGAUUAUCAGUUGGUGCUGUUAGUGUCGGAGUUCAGUUGAAACUUCGAAAAAUUGAUGGAUUAGAUUAUGAUCCAAUGAAUUCUCCUCCUUCAGGGGAAAUCUUGUUACGAGGACCUUCUCUGUUUAAAGGAUAUUACGGAUCCGCUCCUUUUACAGACAAAUGGUUCGAAACUGGAGAUGUUGGAACGAUAAUAAAUGGAAAAUUGCAAAUUGUCGACAGAGUGCGGCCAAACAUCAAAAUGAGUCAAGGAGAAUAUAUCCUCGUACCUCAGUUAGUCGAUAAAUACAAAAAAGCCAACGGAGUCCAAUUUCUCCACAUAAUUGCGGAUCCUCACUACUCCAGACCCAUCGCAAUCGUUGUUCCGACACCCGAAUGCAUCGAUGAACUCAAUAGAAGUGGAAUUACUGACGUUGCAAACUCGCAAGUUGCUGCAUCAGAACUUUUGGAGUCAUUGAACAAAUGCGCUGAUGAAGAGAAACUUAGAUCGUUCGAAUACAUGGCCGGAGUAAUAAUUGAGACAGAUAUAAACGCAAUUUACGCUGUAAGGUCUCCGAGUGAAGUUUUGAGGUCAAAAUACGCUGCAAGAGUGUACGAAAUAUACGAGAAACUCAAUAACCCUAAGUAA